Penicillium psychrosexuale is the source of this 687-nucleotide messenger RNA. RefSeq lists its product as uncharacterized. Bases 1 to 687 code for a protein of 228 amino acids. NCBI's taxonomy places the organism in Eukaryota, Fungi, Ascomycota, Eurotiomycetes, Eurotiales, Aspergillaceae. The record is from RefSeq and is a predicted model, not a curated record. The transcript is spliced from 2 exons.
AUGGCAUCACCUUUCAUUGUCCCAAUCAUUACUCGCCAGCUCACAACAACUUGUAGCUUCCUGACUUCACCUAUCGUUGAGAUUAUCGUUGGGAAAGGCGACGGUGAGACCGUUAUGACAGCUCAUCAAUCGCUCUUGAUGGAAGCGCCACUACUAGCCGAGUUGCUUAAAAAAUUCGAAGCGUCAGGCCCGCGACGCAUCAACCUGUCAGAAGAGGACGUUGAUGCCUUCGGUUGCUUCCUCCAGUUCCAAUAUACGCGUGAUUACACCGUGGUUCAAACGGAAACACCCGGGGAAACAGUUGAAGACAAAAGCGGCGACGAGUUGCUGCGCCAUGCGCGCAUCUACACCCUGGCAGAGAAGCUAGGUCUGCCAAACCUUCAGCGCAUUGCCCAUGGCAAGAUCCAUAAGGUCCAGAGCUCACCUGAUGCGGAGCUUUCAUAUGCCCGUUACGUAUAUACUCAUACACCAGCAACAGACACGACCAUUCGGAAGCCUGUGGCGACUUACUGGGCGAACCAAAGCCACUUGCUGCGGCAGGAGGUUGGGAACAACUUUAAGAAGCUGUGCAUUGAAGUGCCGGAGUUUUCCUUUGAUGUUUUGACUAUCAUUCUGGAUCGCAAGUUGAAGAACGGAUCGGUGGAUGAGAUCAAGGGAAGUGCGCACAAGCGCAGAAGAGACAUCUAG